Oncorhynchus mykiss (rainbow trout) is the source of this 3656-nucleotide messenger RNA. RefSeq names its product gap junction alpha-3 protein. Gene Ontology annotation, molecular function: gap junction channel activity. Gene Ontology annotation, cellular component: connexin complex. NCBI's taxonomy places the organism in Eukaryota, Metazoa, Chordata, Actinopteri, Salmoniformes, Salmonidae. Gene Ontology annotation, biological process: cell-cell signaling. The record is from RefSeq and is a predicted model, not a curated record.
GGCUGGGCACGGGACGCAGGCGCUGCGCUUUGCGGGACCCCAUCUCCAGGUUCCACAUGCGCCCUUAGACUAGCAUCGCUUUGCUCACCCUCGCGCUGUCUCUCUCUCUCUCUCUUGUUCGCUCUCUUUCUCUCGCGCACGCCUGGCCUCGAACCCCGCGGGAGAAAAGAAGAGAACACAGAUCGCGACGCUUCCGGAAAAAGUUUUUGGCCGGCCGCUUUCAAAGGAGAUUGGUAUUGUAUUUCUUUUGAACCACUAGUUGAUGGAUUUAUCACUGACAAUACAACAACAUUUUAGCUAGAAAUCGUGUGAAGCAUGGGUGACUGGAGCUUUCUGGGGCGGCUGCUGGAGAACGCUCAAGAACACUCCACCGUGAUUGGCAAGGUGUGGCUGACAGUCCUCUUCAUCUUUCGUAUCCUGGUCCUGGGGGCGGCUGCGGAGGAAGUGUGGGGAGACGAGCAGUCGGACUUCACCUGCAACACGCAGCAGCCCGGUUGCGAGAACGUGUGCUACGACGAAGCCUUCCCCAUCUCGCACAUCCGCUUCUGGGUGCUGCAGAUUAUCUUCGUGUCCACGCCCACCUUGAUCUACCUGGGACACGUGCUGCACAUUGUCCGCAUGGAGGAGAAACGCCGGGAGAAGGAGGAGGAGCAGCGGAAGGCCAGCCGGCACCAGGAGGAGAGAGACCCUCUGUACAGGAACGGAGGAGGAGGAGGGAAAAAGGAGAAGCCCCCAAUCAGAGACGAGCACGGUAAAAUCCGCAUCCGGGGGGCUCUCCUGCGCACAUACGUGUUCAACAUCAUCUUCAAGACGCUGUUCGAAGUGGGCUUCAUCCUGGGUCAGUACUUCCUGUAUGGCUUCCAGCUCAGCCCCCUGUAUAAGUGUGGUCGCUGGCCCUGCCCCAACACGGUUGACUGCUUCAUCUCACGCCCCACAGAGAAGACCAUCUUCAUCAUCUUCAUGCUGGUGGUAGCCUGCGUCUCCCUGCUACUCAACCUGCUGGAGAUAUACCACCUGGGAUGGAAGAAGGUGAAGCAGGGGGUCAGCAACGAGUUUGCGCCCGACCGAAUGGCGCUCCCCCUGGCCAGAGACGAGGCGGUGGAGUCCAACAUGAUCCACGAGGGGAUCGCCCACCCGGCCCUCAACUGCCUUCCCACAUACGGUGGCGUGAACGUGGUGUACCUGCCCAACGAGCAGGCAAACGCCACGGCCGCUUUAUCCGAGCAGCAGGCAGCGGCGGCAGAACUCAAGAUGGACCCUUUCCAUGAAGACUUCCUGCUGGAGGCUCCUCCCACAUCCUUCUACAACAGUGAGGGCAGUGGCCAGCAGCAGUCCAUGGAGCAGAACUGGGCCAACAUGGCCAUGGAACUGCAGACCCUGGACGCUGCCAAGUCCUCCUCCUACCCUCCUCUUCCCUCCUCCCCUUCUCCGCCACCCUCCUCCUCCUCCCCCACCUCCUCUGACCAGGAGCAGUCACCCCCUCCACCGGACACUGCCCCUCUUAUCCCCGACUCCCGCUCCUCCACCCUCCCGCUGGGGGAAUCGAGAAGGGGUGAGGAGCACCAGCAGCAGGAAGAAGAGGAAGCGGAGGCGGCGCUGCCGCUGACGCACGUUGAUGAUGUCACGGUGACCCGGGUGGAGAUGCACGAGCCACCCAUUUUCAUAGCGGCGGACGCCCGCAGGCUGAGCAGGGCCAGCAAGACCAGCAGUGUCCGAGCCCGGCCCGACGACCUUGCCGUGUAACACAUACACACACACACACACUCUCACAUACCUUCACACAAUCACAUACAAACACAUGCAGACCCCUAUCCACCACCGCACCCCAACGCCUCUGGGUUCUAUACAUUUUAUAUCUUUGAGGCUCAGGUGUCAAAUGUUGUGUGAAAUACAGAGGCGAUGUGGGAGGGGGGGCUCUGGAGUUGAGAUGCUCCUGACAUUACUCUCUACAAAAGUUGCGUUAUCUGGAGAUGCAUUCGGUGAGGCAUAGCUUAGUGCUCCAACGUUAUGAGGUGCCAACACGUGUGUGGAGAGGGAACACACACAUUCACUGUUUGCAGCUCAGAUGCCAUGAAAGGAUUAGAGAUAUUGGACUAACUAGUUUGGGACAUUAGCAACAUUUCGGAUGAAUAUAAUUCUGCUGUUUUCUUUAUUCUUUGAUGGUAGACAUCAGAAGAGGGUUUGCGCUUUCGUUUAUUUUUUUCUCUCCCCCCUUUUCUUUUUUCUUUUCUUGUGAUGGACCCUUUAAGAUGAAGCCGAUGUGUCCUAUUGUCUCUUCCUGGUGUCUGUCUGUCUGCCUCGUAGCUAGCCGUCUGUCUGUUCCAUGCUCACCCUUCCUAUUAAGCUGAAUGAAGAGAGGGACGCUCUGACAGUAUGGUGGAGUGGAGAAAGACAGGGAUAGGGUACCUGGGUGGCACUUUAUUCAAAAUGACUUGCUAUUUACUUACAAAUGACAUGUAAAUCACACACGAAUAGGCACAUUUUGGUACCAGGUAGUUAACAAUGAAGUACCCUCUGAUAAUAUGUAAUGUACCAGUAAAUACCAGGUUAAUACCAGUGCAUAAGGUAACGUCCUACCGGUUACUGUCGUGUGUAGCCAUACUAGUGUGAAGCUUCAACCUAUGUUACCACCGCGAUCCCAACCUUCACAGGCUUUGUGUGUGUGUGUGUGUGUGUGUUUCUGUCUGUGUGUGUGUGUGUUUCUGUACGUUUCUGUGUGUGUGUGUGUGUGUGUGUGUGCGCGCACGCAAUAGAUAUAUUAUAGAGUCUUGUUUCAAUGUCUACAACAACAUUUAGGCAGUUACAUCAGGGUAAAUAAUAUAUAUAUGUAAAUAUAUUACAUAGUACAUAUAGGGUAUGUUAUACAUAUAGAAUUAUGACUUAUAAAGAACCCAUACUGAUGCUUGUGUUUGCAGUGUGUUAAAGACGUGUGUGUCCUCAUCGUAAAGAAAUUCAGCAGAUUUAAGACUGUAGGCCCCCACUGGUAGUCAGUAUGGGAAGUUUCAGUAUAGUGCUUAGAGAGAGUAGGCAAUAGAAUUGCUAGAAGAUAGAUAGAUAAGGAGUAUUAUUUAAGGCAAUGACAUUUCAUUCUUUGUUACUGAGUCAUAAUAGCAAAAUCAAUAGGAAUGUGCAUUUGCGUAUCAUUUUCUUAAACUCCUGCCAGUUUUUUAAAUCAGAAAAUGGCUCUUAACAUGCAGUUGUAUUUCUUUUAAGCUUCCUGUUUUUUCUCUCUCCAAAUUAAUUCAUUUUAUUGUCAUCUAACAUUCAGGAAAACAUCAUAGCUAUCGAACAAUGUUUUGGACAAAUCUCUUUUGCAUUUUGUACCUCUAUUUUGUACCUUUAUGUUUUGAACAACGGUAUAUUCUGUUACUGUGAAACUACAACUCACUACUACUGACUCCCUCAAGCACUUGACCUUUGACCUUGUUAUGAUGAAAUCAUAUGUUAUCAUUCCACCACCACCUGGGGUUAUUACCAUAAAGCAACAAGAAGCAGGGGGCACUUCAAUUUUGCUAUUUAAAGUAAGAACAGAAAGUUGUGAUUCUUACAGUACAUUUCAACAAUGUAGAUAGGCUGUUUGUUCCCAUUUCUCUCUCUAUCUCCCCCUCCUUUACCCUCACACUCGUCCUUCCUUCCUUCCUUCCUUCCUUCCUUCC